CUCAUUUUUCCAUCGGUUAAGAAAACUUCAUAACCACCCACCGUCCCGAUUCCGCAUCCUCCUCAACAUCCGACCUCCUCAAGAUGCCCUUCGUCAAGUUGGUGAAGAACUCUGCCUACUUCUCUCGGUUUCAAGUCAAGUACAGGCGGCGUCGAGAGGGUAAAACCGAUUACUAUGCCCGAAAGCGUUUGAUCACCCAGGCCAAGAACAAGUACAAUUCGCCUAAAUACCGUCUUGUUGUUCGAAUCACCAACCGGGACAUCAUCUGUCAAAUCGUUCACGCCAAACUCCAGGGUGACUUUGUACUUGCUGCUGCCUACUCUCAUGAACUUCCUCGAUACGGUAUCAAGCACGGUCUUACCAACUGGGCUGCUGCCUAUGCCACUGGUCUUCUUGUCGCACGAAGGGCAUUGACCAAACUCGGCUUGGCCGACAAGUACGCUGGUGUUGAGGAGCCAGAGGGUGAUCUUGUUCUUACUGAGGCCAACGAAGACGGUCCUCGACCUUUCAAAGCCUUCUUGGAUGUCGGUCUUCGUCGAACUUCAACUGGUGCUCGUGUCUUUGGUGCCAUGAAGGGUGCUUCCGAUGGUGGUAUCUUUGUUCCUCACUCCGAGAACCGAUUCCCUGGCUUCGAUCCUGAAGCCAAGGAGCUCGAUGCCGAUGUCUUGAAGAGUUACAUCUACAGUGGUCACGUUGCUGAGUACAUGGAAGCUCUUGAAGAGGAAGAUGACGAGCGUUUCAAAAAACAAUUUGCUUCUUACUUGGCCGAUGACAUUGGAUCUGGUGACAUUGAAGAGAUCUAUACCGAAGCCCACAAAGCGAUCCGUGCCGACCCUAGUGCACAGCCCACCGAUAAAUCCAAACUUGAGGAAUACAAGAAAGCAAGCAAGGCCAACAAAUUCACCAAGAUUGGAAAAGAACAACGUGCUGAGAAUGUUAAGGCUAAGGUGGCUGAAUACUUGAAAAACUCUUCAUGAACUUCUUUUUUUUUUCUCUCUUAGAUUGUUGAUUUAAAUCGAGAUGCAAUUAUUGUACACCCUUAUGCGAGUUUCGAAAACAAAACCUUUCUUGAUGGUUUUAUGCCCUUUUUAUGUAUUAUUUAAAACCUUUGCCAUUUCGUU
Melampsora larici-populina 98AG31 is the source of this 1121-nucleotide messenger RNA. RefSeq lists its product as uncharacterized. The record is from RefSeq and is a predicted model, not a curated record. The transcript has 4 exons. Lineage: Eukaryota; Fungi; Basidiomycota; Pucciniomycetes; Pucciniales; Melampsoraceae. The coding region runs from base 84 to 977 and encodes 297 amino acids. Gene Ontology annotation, molecular function: structural constituent of ribosome; 5S rRNA binding. Gene Ontology annotation, cellular component: ribosome; cytosolic large ribosomal subunit. Gene Ontology annotation, biological process: ribosomal large subunit assembly; translation.